AGCAUUCACAUGUCUAUAUAUAUCUCUCUCUAUCUCUCAAUCCACCACCACCCACUACUAUAAGCCUUCCAUCUUCCUCCCUCUUUCUCUUAGCUUAUAUCUCUCUACACUUGUUAAUACCCAUUGGCUGUAAUUGCACGUCCUUCUCACGCUGCUGCAAGCUCAACUUCCAUGCUUGUUGCUUCUCCGGUACUUGGAUAUAUCAUCCAUUUUGUUAGAUUAUAGUCUUAUUGUUCUUACCAGCUUUUUGUAAAUGGAGAAGGCCAUGGAUUUGGAGCAAAGGACUCUCACUGUAGUUGCUGAGCUGAUCCAAGGGAAAGGGCUAGCAGAACAUCUAAGGAAGCAUUUUAACUCUAUUUCGUCGCCUGAAACGCGUCAGUUCUUUGUUGAGAAGAUACUUUCGUCUUAUGACAAAGCACUUUCUAUGCUAAAUUGGGAUGCUUCUUGUGUGGUUGAAAUUAAGCCAGCAAUUAGUGCAUUGGAAUCACCACAUUGUUAUGCCAAUAUCAGCCCUAGGAGUGAUGUCUCAGAUCAAGACUGCAAGGAUCACAGAGAUGUUUACAAGAAGAGAAAGACAGAGUCCAGAUGGACAGAACAAGUGAAGAUUUGUUCUGGGACGGGCCUGGAAGGGCCACUUGGCGAUGGCUAUAGCUGGAGGAAAUAUGGCCAGAAAGAUAUUCUUGGAGCUAAUUUUCCAAGAGGGUAUUACAGAUGUACUCACCGUAAUUCGCAAGGUUGUUUGGCCACCAAACAAAUUCAGAAAUCAGACCAAGACCCUAAGAUUUAUGAGGUGACCUAUAGAGGAAGACAUACGUGUUUCCAAGCUUCUCAUUUAGCCGCAACAUCAUCUUCAACAUCUCUGAAAAAUGCCAAGACCAAACAAGAUAGCUAUAGCUGUGGAGCAGAACAACCUGAACAGAAACCAAAGCCAUUGAAUGAUUUAUCUUUCAACUCUACAGGAGUUAAAAGCCAGGACUUGGACAUCGUGGAGGACAUUUUUCCAUUAUUUUCCUUCCCAGAUUCUUCAACAGGGAAUGAAAAUGAGGAAAAUGAUUUCCUGGGUAGUCUUUCUCCUGCUUUGAUAUCUUCGUCCACCUCUGACUCUAGCUAUUUCGCUUUGUCGUCGUGCCACAUGAACAACUCCGAAAUAGAGGCGAGAACUCUGGAAUCUGAUUCAACCCAAAAUUCGGCUUCCAAUUCACCAAUUAGGUACUGGGAUAUCUCAUUAGAUGAUAUAGAUUUCGACACCAAUUUUCCUUUAGAAAACUCAUCUGUAUUUGCUUAAUUAAUACCAUCACCUGAGUUUGAAGGAUUAAUUGAUCUUGAUCCUAGCCAACACUGAGAGAGAUUAAGAAGAUGUUCAUACAUCUACUGUUGUUUCGACCUAGAGAUGUAUACAGUUAAUUUAGGCUGUUUUUUCCCUCUUUUUAAAUUAUCAAGUUCUUUUUCAACUUUUUUUUUUUUUCUAAAAAGAGGGACUCCAAUGGAUAUUGUAAUUUUUCCAUGUAUUCUUAAGAUGUUGAGCUAGGGUAAUAAAAUGGAUUAGGCUGCAAAUUAAGCCUUUCUGAUUUGAAAA
Manihot esculenta (cassava) is the source of this 1576-nucleotide messenger RNA. Its product is annotated as probable WRKY transcription factor 53. Gene Ontology annotation, cellular component: nucleus. The transcript is spliced from 3 exons. The record is from RefSeq and is a predicted model, not a curated record. Gene Ontology annotation, biological process: regulation of DNA-templated transcription. NCBI's taxonomy places the organism in Eukaryota, Viridiplantae, Streptophyta, Magnoliopsida, Malpighiales, Euphorbiaceae. Bases 254 to 1285 code for a protein of 343 amino acids. Gene Ontology annotation, molecular function: transcription cis-regulatory region binding; DNA-binding transcription factor activity.